Molecule: messenger RNA, 2557 nt
Organism: Anolis sagrei ordinatus
Lineage: Eukaryota; Metazoa; Chordata; Lepidosauria; Squamata; Anolidae
Product: cytochrome P450 2J6-like
Biological process (GO): xenobiotic metabolic process
Cellular component (GO): intracellular membrane-bounded organelle; cytoplasm
Molecular function (GO): heme binding; oxidoreductase activity, acting on paired donors, with incorporation or reduction of molecular oxygen, reduced flavin or flavoprotein as one donor, and incorporation of one atom of oxygen; iron ion binding
Source: RefSeq, a predicted model, not a curated record
UCUGAGAGGAAAGCAAAACCUGUCGGAGCAUCCUCCUCAGCCUCUCCAGCUGCCCCAGGAAAAGGCAAAGAGAGCAAAAGCAAAGGCAGGAGAAGGAUGGGAGAGUUCUGGGAAUUUUUGAUUGUUCUGUUGGUGAGUCUUCUAUUCCUGCACUAUGUGAAACAGCUCUGGUCCAGAAGAAACUACCCACCUGGACCUUUUCAACUUCCCAUCAUUGGAGGGAUAUGGCUGAUAGGAGCUGGAUUUUCUCAUGACAUUUUCAUCAAGCUGGCAAAGCGGUACGGGGAUAUUUACACUGUCUGGUUAGGGCAAAAACCUAUCGUAGUCUUGUCUGGAUACCAAGCUGUGAAAGAAGCAAUGAUCGACCGCAAAGAUGACUUUACAGAUCGACCAGUUGUGGCCAUAAUUAAAACAGCACUGGAGAACUUGGGUUUAGGUAUUAUAUUUUCAAGCGGUGACGUCUGGAGGCAGCACAGACAGUUUGCUCUAGUGACUCUGCGGAAGAUGGGGAUGGGGAGGCAACACAUGGAGACUCUGGUGCAAGCAGAGGCUGGGUACCUUGUGGAAUAUUGUGCUUCUACAAAAGGGCAACCUUUUGAGCCUUUCCUACCCAUCACGAAUGCAGUGUCCAAUGUGAUAAAUGGUAUAGCUUUUGGAUCCCGAUAUUCCAUUGAAGAUGAAGUGUUCCAGCAAAGGCUCGAAAACAUUGAUUUUAUUUCUAAAUACGGAACUUCUAUAACUGCAGUUUUUUAUGAAACCUUGCCAUGGUUGAUGAACUACCUUCCUGGGCGUCACCAGAAAGCAAUUCAUUUUAUCAGGAAAGAGGUUUAUUUUGCAAUGGGAGAGAUAGAGAAACACAAGGAGGAACGGAAAUGUGAACCACAGGAUAUUGUGGACUAUUACCUACUUCAGAUGGAAAAAAGCAAGGGCAACCCUAGUUGUACCUAUAAUAAAAAUAACUUGGCUCACUGUAUUAUUGACUUAUUCGCUGCGGGAAUGGAGACCACUGCCACUAGUUUGCAAUGGGCAUUACUCUUCAUGGUGGCUUAUCCAGAUGUCCAAGAUAAAAUUCACAAGGAGAUAGAAGACGUUUUUGGAUCUUCCCAAACAAUCCGGUAUCAGGAUCAGAAGAAAUUGCCCUACACAAAUGCUGUGAUUCAUGAGAUUCUUCGUGCCAAAUACGUGUUCUUCUUUGGGCUUCCGAGAGAAUGUGUGAAGGAUGUGAAGAUUCGUGGUUAUCUCAUUCCAAAGGGGACUUUUAUCAUUCCAGAUCUACGCUCCGUUCUCCUUGAUCCUGAACGAUGGGAGACACCUGAGCAAUUCAACCCACAUCAUUUUUUAGACAAGGAGGGACAUUUUAUAAAUAGAGAAGAAUUCCUGCCAUUUGGAAUAGGUGCUCGGGUGUGCCUGGGAGAGCACAUGGCCAAGAUGGAGCUUUUCGUUUUCUGUACACACCUGUUGAGGGUGUUCAGAUUUCAGCUUCCAGAAGGAGUGAAGGAACUCAAUAAAGAGCCUCUGUUAGGUUUCACAAUGCACCCUCACCCUUAUAAAGUUUGUGCCAUUCCCCGCUGUAAUUCAUCAUGAGAUCAUGGGUGCUUCUUUCUUCUUUGUCCCCUCUGGCCAAUAUUUUUUUUCUUGGCUUGCCAAAAUAGCAGCCAAAUGUGUCAUUAAACUAUUUUUUUAAAAUAAAUCACUAAUAGGUAGAACUGAGUUGAAUUGGGCAACAUGUAUUGCUCUUUUGCUGAUGGUUGAGGAAACAACUUUUUUUUUCAGGUUGGGCUAAAAUAGUCAACUUCCUUUGUGAAGAAGAAUGCAUUCCUUCCUUCCUUUUUCCCCAUUACAUCCUUGGCCACAUCAUCAACACUACAAAUCAGAAUGCUUACCAUGAUGAAUUGUAGUUUCUUCCUUCCUUCCUUUAUAGGAAACUAGAACCCAAACAUUAAAAACUAUAGCCCAUGGUUCCAUUGAGACAUACAACAAGUCCAUGUUACCUUUUCCCUUUGUCCUGUAGUAACUUUUAUGAAUUUCCCUUGGAAUGUUGUCUCAUUACACCCUGGACCUCAGGGUGUAGCCUUAUCAUAAUCCCCUUACAAUGACCCAGAACAACUCAAUUAUCAUAACAACAACAACAAUGCACUUUAUUUAUAUUCUGCUUUAUCUCCCCAGAGGGACUCAGAGCAGAUUACAAUAUACACAUAUGAGGCAAACAUUCAUUGCCUUUUACACAUAGUGAAUGCCGACAUACUACAUAGUCAAAGGUAAAGGCCUUUCCCUUUUUUCCAUCUCCGGCGUCUGGAGGCAAUGCUCAACUCUGGCUGUUGCAACCCAGAGCAGGAAACUGGACCCUAAGACAACAAUCCACCACACUUGACUUCAGGAAAAACAAUCAUUUUCAUUGAUGAAAGAUGAGUACAAAAAUAGAGGAAAACAGGCAAGGUAAAAAGCCACAGUAAAACUCAGUAACAAGAAAUGUCCAUAAACAAGAUCAAAAACCCACAGUAACACUGCUAAAUCCUGGAACCUGUUAGCAAUCCGCUAACUGUACUUGAAGUUCUAG